AUGCCGCAAAGUUACGAGUAUGAUGAGUCCAGCGAAACGUGGCCUUUUUUCGUUCUGACGCUGCUAUUAAUGGUUCUCAUACCGUUAACCAUUCUUCAAGUGCACAAACUUUUGCUUGGCAAGAGCGGAGGUGUGGACGACACUGACGACCCGGAUCAAAAUCUGAUUCAAAAGCAACUAGAGAACGUCAAUGACGCAUUGGUGAGCAGGGACGUACUAAGGUUCCGUCAGGUAUUCGACAGAAAGGGUAAGCGGGGCAUAUUGAAUGUUAAAAACGUUGUAAUUGUAGUAGGAUGGUUCCUUGUGGCUAGCAUAGUCCAAAGAGUAAUGAACAAUGAUGCGAUUGUAGAGGCAGCCACCGGGUUGUUUGAUCCAUACAGCAUCUUGAGUGUCUCGAUAAAUGCCAAUGACAGAGAAAUUAAAUCUGCUUAUAGAAAGCUCUCCGUCAAGUUUCACCCAGAUAAGCUCUCAAAGGAUCUCAGCCCCGAGGAGCGAACAGUAAUGGAAGAGGCCUACGUUCAAAUCACCAAGGCUUAUGAAGCACUAACGGAUGAACUUACAAAGGAGAAUUUUCUCAGGUACGGACAUCCUGAUGGCCCUCAAAAUACGACACAUGGAAUAGCAUUGCCAAGAUUUUUGGUCGAUGGUGUGGGCUCUCCGCUUGUGGUUUUAUUCUAUGUAGCGCUAUUAGGUGUCAUUUUACCGUAUUUUGUCAGUAAGUGGUGGUCAAAAACCCAAUUGCAUACUAAAAAGGGAAUUCAUGUAAAGACUGCAUCUUAUUUUGUUGAUAGGUUGAUUAAUUAUAAGCCAAGCGAGGUAGUUACUGUGGAUCUGAUUAUAAAUUGGUUGUCUCAUGCAGAAGAGUUCAAGAUUUUUUAUCCGGAAUUCAAGCAAUCCGAUUUCGAAGGGUUGCUUCAUGAUCAUCUGAACCGUAGAGAGGAACCAGAUAAAGCUAGAAGAUAUGCUCGUUAUAGAAUUGUUGCAAAGUGUCAUUCUUUAUUACACGGUCUUUUAGAUAUAUCAUGUGGAUUUAGAAACACAGAUAUUGCCAACAUGACUUUGGAGACGUUUAAAUGCAUUGUUCAAGCAGUUCCUCAUUCACCGUAUCGCCAAAUUUUCCAGUUACCUCAUGUAGACAGAAAAAAAUUCUCGGAAGGUUCCAUUGACGAAGUUUGCACUUUAGGAAAGCUUUUCACCUACGAAGAUGCUAAAAUAUCAAAAAUUUUAGGUAUCAGUGAUGAAAAGAAUUUAAAAGAAACGUUGACCGUUGCAUCAAACAUUCCAAAUUUGAAAUUGUUGAAAGCAGAAUUUCUAGUUCCAGGAGAACCACAAGUAACACUUGCAUCAACUCCUCAUUUAUCCAUAAAAUUACUAAUUCGCUCUGCAAAACAUAAAGCUAUUCCGGCCGAAAACUUUCCACAAGAAAUGAUGGAAGAACCCCAGGACUUUGAGUUUCAGAAGGAUCCAUUUGCAGUAAUGUUGAAAGAGCCAUUACUUCCGUAUUCAUAUGCUCCAUUUUUCCCAACUAAAAGACGUGAUGGCAUUUGCUGCCUAGUAGGUUUACAAAAAGAUGGUAAGUUAUUACAAACGCCGGUAACUAUCCAAAGAUUGUCACUGAAAAAUUUAACAAAAGAUUUCGAUAAACGUCAAAUAAAAGAGCUAAACAAUGAUAAUUUCAAGCCUGAAGAUUGGGAAAUUGGAACCAUUAAAAUUCCACUGGGUCAACCUGCACCGAAUGAAACUGGUGACGUCUUUUUUAGAGUUAUUGUUAAAUCUACGGAUUAUUUUACUUCAGAUUUAGAUUUUACUGUUGCCAUGCAAGUCCGUGAUUCACAAGAACAAUAUAAGCAGGCCACAGAAGAUGAAUACGAAACAGACGAGGAAUCAGAUAAAGAGUCAGAUGAAGAUGAUGAAGAUGAUGAAGAUGAAGUCAGUGAUAGUGAUUAUACUGAUAUUGACACAGACACUGAAGUUGAAGAGGACGCAGUGGAUGAGAAGAAAUAA
Messenger RNA from Zygotorulaspora mrakii, 2004 nucleotides. It is a transcript of the gene SEC63, whose product is annotated as protein-transporting protein SEC63. The transcript has a single exon. The record is from RefSeq and is a predicted model, not a curated record. NCBI's taxonomy places the organism in Eukaryota, Fungi, Ascomycota, Saccharomycetes, Saccharomycetales, Saccharomycetaceae. Gene Ontology annotation, cellular component: Sec62/Sec63 complex. Bases 1 to 2004 code for a protein of 667 amino acids. Gene Ontology annotation, biological process: SRP-dependent cotranslational protein targeting to membrane; post-translational protein targeting to endoplasmic reticulum membrane. Gene Ontology annotation, molecular function: transmembrane protein transporter activity; RNA binding.